AAAUGGCAGCUUUGCCUGGAGUUGUCAUGGAAACCCAACCAAGAGUUGUUUUGGUUGACUGUAGAGUGUAGAUUCAGAAGUGAGCUCCCGGUGCCCUAAAGAACUUAAUGACUUAAAACGUUCAUAUUUUUUGAGAAAACAUGAAAACCUCCAAACAUGAUGGAAUUAUAACUGCUGCCGGGAUACACCUUUCUAGGCGAAAUUUCACUGACUCAGAUUUUCUCAAAAAGAACAAAUUGAAAUUGAAACAGAGCACUGAACAGUUCGAAAAUUCAGCAACAUGGCCUCAAAGGAUCAUUUCAGUUCAAAAUUUCAACCUAACUGAGCAGGAAGCUGAGCUUCAGUUUUUAAAGUUGAAAGCAUGGGUGGACUCAUUGGAAGAUAACAUCAAAAUUGAAUUGGAUGAAAUUCUCUUUCCUGCAUUUAUUUCCUUGUACAGAAGAAUGAAUGUUAGCGGUAACAUGAUUGGGGCUAGAGGAUUUUAUACUCGAAACCAGUCUAACUUUUUAAAAGUGCCUGAACUAAGAAAAAUGGCUGAAAAAUUUUGUUCUGAAAACAAUAGCCAUUUCAUUCUGGAACUGUCAAGUGAAUCCUUUGAAGUGUUGCAUAGUUACAUUGGGAGCAAUGAUCACCCACUAUUGCAACAGCUACUCAACACCACCCUGGAGGUAAACAUCAUCAAAUCGAAAAUUGAUACCAGCAGUGCUAAUCAAGCAAAUCCAAAAACCAUUGUUGACUCGUCAAAUAUGGAAGAAGUGCACGGUUUGUUGGCCGCCAUAUCUCGAUUGAAAGAAGUUCCUCCGACUGCUCCCUUGCUGAAAUUGUACUCUAUCGACACGGGGCAAAGAAAAAUGAGUGCAGCUUCGGCAUCACCUUGUGAAAACUAUCUCUCUUGUGGAUUUCAAGAUUCCUCCGUUGCUAUCUGGGAUGUUAAAAAACUUCGGUCACCCUCCAAAUCUGAUCUCACUCGAUUAGACCUCUCGGAAGCCUGCGCCAUCAGCAUUUAUCACCCAGCAACUUCUGCACCGCUUCCAACAGAAUCGGACUCUUCUGUCUCAGUUUGCUUGGGGCAUUCCGGUUCAGUCUAUGCCACACAGUUUACCCCUACUAAUAGCCACGUGCUAAGUUGUAGUGACGAUACAACUCUAAGGCUUUGGGAGAUCUCUUCCAUGGAAAAUGUGUUUGUAUACCGAGGACACACUUACCCUGUGUGGGACGUGAACAUAUCUCAAAAUGGACAAUUUUUCGCUUCUGCAUCGCAAGAUCGAACAGCCAAAAUCUGGAUGUUUGAUCGUACAUACCCUUUACGAAUUCUAGCCGGUCAUACUGCCGAUGUUGACUGUGUGACCUUCCAUCCAAAUGGGUUGUAUUUGGCCACAGGCUCAGCUGAUAGUUGUGUUCGUAUGUGGAAUGUUGCUGAAGGAAAAACUGUUCGAAUCUUAGUUGGCCAUUGCGGCACAGUAUUAUCCGUUGCUUUCAGCCCUUGUGGAACGUUGUUGGCAUCAGCUGGUGAAGACCAUCGUGUGAUAGUUUGGGAUGUUGCAGCUGGGCGUAUUCUUCAUGAUUAUAAUGGCCAUCAAUAUGUCGUUCACGGAUUGGUUUGGAUUUCCGAACAUGUUCUCUGUUCUUACAGUGCAGAUGGUAACAUUCGCGUGUGGAAUGUCGCACAUCCGUCCACGUCCAGUUUGACACCAGCGUCACAACUACAACAGCAAGAGUUAGCUUCUUACCAGGUUGCGUCACCCGCGAAAAUUGUCCAUCUUGGUCGAGGUAACCGGGAUAGUUUGGUCUGCAUCGCCGCCUCCGAUUAAAGACUUGUGAAUAUUCCUUUAUUUUCCGACUUUUGGGUGUCUUUUUAAAAAAAUAGAAAUUCAUCGAACACAGUAUAUUGGAUUAAAAGCUUGAAUUCGA
Molecule: messenger RNA, 1911 nt
Organism: Daphnia pulicaria
Lineage: Eukaryota; Metazoa; Arthropoda; Branchiopoda; Diplostraca; Daphniidae
Product: TAF5-like RNA polymerase II p300/CBP-associated factor-associated factor 65 kDa subunit 5L
Exons: 7
Coding region: 141-1811 (556 amino acids)
Biological process (GO): transcription initiation at RNA polymerase II promoter
Cellular component (GO): transcription factor TFIID complex
Molecular function (GO): protein binding; RNA polymerase II general transcription initiation factor activity
Source: RefSeq, a predicted model, not a curated record